GAUGAGGAAGGCGAGGAACAAGAGGGAGCCGUGGGUGGUGUGGGAACACCAUCCAGGCGGCCGGUAGCGCACAGGGAGGAGGACGCGAGCCGGUCGACGGACGUGGAGAACUUUUCCGUUCCCGACGCGGCCACCGCUGCUCUCGAGUCUUCCCCGGAAGUGAUCUUCCGUCCGCCAACUGUCCGUCUGCAUCGGCCCCUGGUCAGGACACUUUCGAACGGUCGUGAGUGGAACGCGGUACGAAGCCCCCCCGACCAGCAGGCGGCGGCUAGAAUAUCGCGCGGCAGUAGCCGGCGAUAUCGUCCCAUCGAAGCGGGACCUCCUUUCUGCAUGCCAGCGGAUCUGGUUUGUCCGCCGACCCCAACGCACCAUGCUCGCCGCCAUUGCCCCGCUGCGGUCGUGUCAGCGCCACCAACGACAAAUGAGCCGCGAAGUUCGCCAUCCUCGCUCGAUGUGCUGACCAUUGCCGUCCCAACCGUCCAGCAGCAAACUGAGGAGUCGAACGUGGCAGCCGGUGUCCGGCACGUUCCGACGAUGCGGCUCCCGUCGAUCCCGGAACGGGCCUGGGCCCGUGCCCUCCUGGCACCAGAGUCCGAAGAACCUCUGCCGCCGGCCUGGGAGGCGCGCAUGGACAACCAUGGUCGAAUCUUCUACAUUGACCACGCAACGCGCUCUACCUCCUGGCAGAGGCCGGUGGCCCACGGGGUACCCGUUGGGAGCUCCCAAGAGCCGGACCCACACCGGCAGCAGCUCGAUCGGCGCUAUCAAUCGAUUCGCCGCUCCAUCUACGCCGAGCGCCGAUCCCAGCUCGACGACAGCGUUCCGACCACGUCUUCCGCCGCGGGCGCUAGUCCAGAGACCACUGGCCACAGCCAUCCGCAGGCGUGUGGAGCGGCAAGCCUCGCGGAGCAAACUUCAUCGCAGCGCACCGAACAUCCAGCGCUGCUCAUGAUCUGCCGCUCGGACUACUACUCGAUGCUGCACGCGAACGGGGAUGCAAUCCAGCUCUACAACCGAAAUGCGGCCCUCAAGCACAUGGUGUCGCGGGUGCGCCGCGAUCCCCGCUGCUUCGGCCGAUAUCAGCACAAUCGUGACCUGGUGGCGCUCGUCAACUGUUUCGCGAGUUCCGCCGGGCCGCUUCCGGCCGGCUGGGAAACAAAGCUCGACCAGAGCGGGAAGCAAUUUUUCAUAGACCACACCAACCGGCACACCUCCUUCAUGGAUCCGCGGCUCCCAACCGAGGGCCCACGGCGAGUGCAGGGGGCGCAAGGCGAACGGCCAGUUCCACCGCCGCGCCCACCCGCUACCAUGCUACGGUUGGCCAGUCUCAGCAUCCCGGCGGCCGACGCGAUUCCCGUCGCGUACAACGAGAAGGUAGUGGCGUUUCUGCGACAGCCCAAUAUCCUGGAGAUACUGUGCGAGCGGCACGGGGCGGCGGCCUGUUCGCGUAACUUGCGCGAAAAAAUCAACGCCAUUCGCGUCGAGGGCACGGUCGCGCUCGAUCGCUACAGCCACGAUCUCGAGCUAACCAUCCUGCUCAGUCUGUUCGAGGAUGAGGUGAUGAACUACGUGCCCCCGCGUCCCCAUAGCCCUCCUAUCAACUCACAGCCGGAACCUAGCAGCAAUGGCAGUGGAGGACGUCAGCUCGUACCACGGGUUACGUCACAACCGGUGCGCCGUGAUUUUGAAGCCAAACUGUUCGCGUUCCACCAGAAGCUCGAAGCGAAAGGCUACGGACGAGGACCGCAGCGCCUCAAGUUGGUUGUACGGCGAGCCUUCGUGUUGGACGAUGCCUUUCAGUGCGUCAUGGCGGCGAGCAAGCGCGAUCUGCAACGCGGCCGUUUGUGCGUGGUGUGGGAUGGCGAGGAAGGCCUGGACUAUGGGGGGCCGUCGCGUGAGUUCUUCUAUCUGCUGUCGCGCCGGCUCUUCAACCCGUACCACGGGCUGUACGAGUACUCGGCCAACGAUAUCUACACCGUGCAGAUAACGCCCGUUCACCACGAGAACCGACGGGUAAACUACGAUUGGUACCGGUUCAGUGGACGCGUCCUGGGACUCGCCCUUGUGCACCGGUUCCUGCUGGACGCGUUCUUUACGCGCCCGUUCUACAAAGCUCUGUUGCGGAGCCCGGUCGCUCUAAGUGAUCUAGAGUCACUGGACAGCGAAUUUCACCAGUCGUUGCUCUGGAUCCGUGACAACGACGUCGGCAACGGCAGCGAGCUUGGCCUGACGUUCUGUGUAACGGAAGAACCGUAUCACCGCGACAUGCCCAAGGUUGAACUCGAGCUCAAACCGAACGGGCGAAACAUCAUCGUAACGGAACGGAACAAACGCGAUUAUUUGGAGCGUAUGAUAAAAUGGCGUCUUGAACGCGGAGUCUUCGCUCAGACUGAGGCCCUGUUGCGCGGAUUUUACGACGUAGUGGAUCAGCGGCUGCUCUCCAUGUUCGAUGCGAGUGAUCUUGAACUCGCGAUCUCUGGAACGGUUGAAAUUAAUGCGCGCGAUUGGCGCUCCAACACCGAGUAUAGAGGUGGCUAUCACAACGGCCACCAGGUGAUAGAAUGGUUUUGGAUUGUUAUCGACCGCUUCACCAACGACCAACGGUUGCGACUGCUGCAGUUCGUUACCGGAACAUCUAGCAUCCCGCAUGAAGGGUUCGCCGGACUGCGUGGUUCGAAUGGUUUGCGACGCUUUUGUGUAGAACGUUGGGAUAAGUGUGACGCCCUGCCCCGUGCCCAUACAUGCUUUAAUCGACUGGACCUGCCACCGUACCCCACGCCCGACAUUCUCUACGAAAAACUGUUGAUGGCGGUCGAAGAGACCAACACCUUCGGGAUCGAAUAAAUUAUUGGUGGUGUGCGAUGCGAAACAACAGGGAAAAUUGUCAUUUUGUUUGCUUUAUUAGCUGCUAUUCGAGUACAAAGAGGGAGAGAUACAGUGAUAUAUGAAGAGGAAACACGCACAUCACCAUUGCAGUUGUAGUGUGUAAGUGAAACGAUAGUUUACCAGGAACGGUUCCUAAGAACGGAUUUACGCACUGCACACCGCACAAGCAAUCUUUAGAACGCAACUGUCCGCAACGCAAUCACCCACACGCUGUUUCCCGUGCCAUAAAUAAAAACAGUUUCUGCAUCCAUAUUUAACCCAGCCUCCCUAACCGCCUAGAACCCCACCACACACUCCUAAACAACGCGAAAAUGAAAAUGAAAACUGUCCGAUUUUAAGCUAAGCAUGCAGGUAUGUGCUUAAGGAAGCCCCUUGGCUGCCGAAAACUACCGCGGUGGUGUAAACUCUUAGACCAAUGAAAGCGCUAACCAAAAUAAUAGUAAAAAAUUAGAAGCAGAUGGAAAAAACGGUAAACGAGAUUGGAAAGCUGCUUGACUAUCG
Anopheles bellator is the source of this 3387-nucleotide messenger RNA. It is a transcript of the gene Hecw, whose product is annotated as E3 ubiquitin-protein ligase HECW2. Bases 331 to 2844 code for a protein of 837 amino acids. Gene Ontology annotation, molecular function: protein binding; ubiquitin protein ligase activity. Gene Ontology annotation, biological process: ubiquitin-dependent protein catabolic process; regulation of dendrite morphogenesis. Lineage: Eukaryota; Metazoa; Arthropoda; Insecta; Diptera; Culicidae. The transcript is spliced from 5 exons. The record is from RefSeq and is a predicted model, not a curated record.